ACAAAUUUAAUGGGGAAGUUUUCCCUUUAUGUCCUUGUCAGGCUUUGUAUUUGCUUUUCGUUAGGAUGUAGUAUUCCUACUUUCUUUACUGUUCUAAUUUAGUACUUUUGUCUUGAUGAAUUGUGAAAUUCAUAAUAAGUUACUUCUGAGAGGUUCAGAGUAAGAAGUUGCGAAUUAGCUUUAGAGGUUACCUGUGAGGAAGCUUGUUUUUGGUGAAAUAUUGUUAAUAAUGGGUAUGAGUUUCCUCAAAAAUCAAGAGGAAAAUGGAAGUGAUCAAAAAACCACGAAAUAUAUUCUGAGUUCAAGUUCUGCUGUCAACUUGUCAAUAAGGAGUUUUAUUUUGGCUAAAACUAUUAAUAAGCUGAAUCGUAAAUUUCAACCUGAAGCUAUGCAGCAAAAGCCUCGGCCUGCUCUGGAGAAGAUUCCACUCCCAAGACAACUUCACGCUAUUCAUCAGCCACGCAAAUGCUGAUUUCAAGAGAUCAAUUCUACACCCUUUGACAGACACCGUGCAAACUGAAGAAAACAAUGAUGCAUUUUCAUUUCAAAUACUAGUCUCUUCCAUAGCUACAUAAUGCAAUGUGAUUCCUUCCCCAUAUCUUAAACUGCUAGAAACCUUCCUGAUCAAAUGAAAUAUUAGUUCAAUAUAUCUAUUAGUGUACCAGAUUUGUCAUUGGUGUCUCCAGGGUUAAAUUUGACUAUUCAACGUGAUCUUCAAUAAGUAAGACAGCAGAUACAAAUGAAUUUGUUCUUGGUCUUUUGUCCUUUCUUUAUCAUAAGAUAAAUGUGUAAGUAGUCCCACAACAGUAGAAACUUAAUGAUUAUUUCAAAAUGUUGCAUCCCCCUUGAAUAGAAGGGACUAAAAUGGCGACUUGUGCAGUGUCAUAGGUUAAACACUGCAGUCCUUCUAUCUGCUCUGCAUUGGUAAUAAACUUUUCUUGCAUUCACAA
Rhincodon typus (whale shark) is the source of this 950-nucleotide messenger RNA. Its product is annotated as death-associated protein-like 1-A. The transcript has 4 exons. Bases 230 to 472 code for a protein of 80 amino acids. Lineage: Eukaryota; Metazoa; Chordata; Chondrichthyes; Orectolobiformes; Rhincodontidae. The record is from RefSeq and is a predicted model, not a curated record.